This is a messenger RNA of Acanthosepion pharaonis, 897 nucleotides long. NCBI's taxonomy places the organism in Eukaryota, Metazoa, Mollusca, Cephalopoda, Sepiida, Sepiidae. The record is from the annotation of a GenBank genome assembly.
AUGUCCAGCGAAGAGGAUAUAUACGAGGUUGGUGAGGUUCUGAAGGACCGGAAGAAGCGUGGUCAAAUCGAAUACCUUAUAAGAUGGAAGAAUUUUGGUGCCGAGGAAGAUUCCUGGGAACCCGCAUCAAAUCUACUAAAUGCUGGUUCCAUUCUACAAGAUUAUAUCCAAAAUAAGGCAUCUAGAAAGAGCCGGCGGUCAUCUCGAUCACGUUCCAGAUCCCAUUCUCGCACACGAGCCCUUCGAAAGAAAGCAGAGAAAGAGGUUGAUUCUCGAGAAAGCACCCCUCUAAAGAAAUCAUCUCGAGAAAGCACCCCACUCAAGAAACGAGAGCCAACACCAAUUAAGUCUUUGGAAACCUCAGCUCCAAUUGAAGAUCUUGAGAGGCCACCAAUAAAGGAGGUUACCCCAGUGUUAGAAGAUACCAUUGAUAGCCCUCCUCUCAAAGUUGUUACAGAGCUUACCAAUGAAGGAGUGGAGGAGACGCUAUUAACCACUUUCACGUCACAGAUUGCAACUGAGACAACAGAAAUUCUCACUCCUGUGUCAGAAAGCGUUUCUACAGUAUUAACUCGAAGGAUGGAAAUGAGAGCUGCUGCCAAAGCCACGGAGCUUGAAGAAGAGCAGAAUACAAUUGAGGAAGAAGUUAAAGAACAAAAAACAACCGAAAUAAUUAAUGAGGAAGAAGUCUCAGACACUUUGGGUUUGGAUGGUCCCACUAACACUAAACCAGCUGCUGAAGAGGUAUCAGCUUCUUGGUUGAAAAAUACUUCAGAAGUUAACUUCUCAUUCCUCAUUGAUAUGGCAAAAUAUUUCUCAGCCAUUUACACUUCUCCAUGGAUAAAACCCAGACUUUUUCAUCUUUGUUUUGGUUGGUGUUUCUUCCCUCAUCUAUAG